CCUAACAACCAAAUAAUGUACAAGAUAACAGAGAGUGAAACAUCUGCAAUAAACUACUUCCACCUCCAUCCACAGACAGGACACAUAUCUCUAAAACAGUGCUUGAAUGGCACAGACAAUCGAUUCAUAUUCAACAUUACCGCAACCGAUGGAGGCUCCCCGCCUCUGAGUGACCAUGCUUUAGUUGACGUUGAAGUGAAGGGAUGCCCUAAAUGUAGAACCAACAUAAAUUCGCCAAGAUUUUUUGCACCUGUUUACUUUGUGAAUAUCAAAGAAGGAGAAUAUUCAAAAAACAAUCUACACCUUAUUCAGAUAUCUGCCACAGACGACGAUGAUCGUUAUGACGGUGAUAUAUUAUUUGAUAUCCAGAGCGUUUCUAACAACGGAAAUGACAAAUUUAAGUUAGAGCAAGAUCGGUUAAAUACAAAUGCUAAUAUUAUUUGCUCUGGAACCCUAAACAGAGGUGAAACCUAUGUAAUCAUGGUUCGAGCUUCCGACCAAGCUCUACAAAUGGACAGAAGAAGAAGUUCAUCUGUACCUGUCGAGGUCAGAGUUGUUCCAUAAUCAACAAAUUCCAGGAAUGAAAUAUAAUCACAAUUAUUUUCAAAUGGAGAUGUUAGUAGUGCUUAUUGACUGGAUUCAUUGUCAAAUCACUUUGCCUUCUAAAAUGUUGUUUUGAUUGGCAUAUUGUGAUUUUCUUAAUCCGAUUGUUGCCAUCCAAAAGUUCAAUGUGAAAUGAAAACGAAUCCUAAUGUCAUGGAACCAUUUGAUCCGCAUUCAAAUGUGUGCUAUUGUAACAUUUUAUCAUAUAUGUAG
Magallana angulata is the source of this 816-nucleotide messenger RNA. RefSeq names its product fat-like cadherin-related tumor suppressor homolog. Bases 16 to 564 code for a protein of 182 amino acids. The record is from RefSeq and is a predicted model, not a curated record. Gene Ontology annotation, biological process: homophilic cell-cell adhesion. Gene Ontology annotation, cellular component: membrane. The transcript is spliced from 4 exons. Lineage: Eukaryota; Metazoa; Mollusca; Bivalvia; Ostreida; Ostreidae. Gene Ontology annotation, molecular function: calcium ion binding.